Messenger RNA from Hypanus sabinus (Atlantic stingray), 9526 nucleotides. RefSeq names its product TLC domain containing 5b (gene tlcd5b). Lineage: Eukaryota; Metazoa; Chordata; Chondrichthyes; Myliobatiformes; Dasyatidae. The record is from RefSeq and is a predicted model, not a curated record. Bases 678 to 1415 code for a protein of 245 amino acids. The transcript has 2 exons. Gene Ontology annotation, cellular component: membrane.
GUCAUUGUCAAAUCUGUAACUAGUAAGAAAGUCCUUUUUUUCCAAUCGUUGUAUCUUAGCUGCCUCCAAGAGGACCACAACCUUGUCGUGGUUUGGAGGCUUGCACAUCUCAAUGAUCUGGAGUUAUGUUAUAUCAGGGCUUUAUGCUUUGGCUCUUGGUAGGGUGACCCAUGCCAAACAGGUCAAAGGGUAGAGGACAGGCUAAGAGUGGUCCACUGGUCCUUCAGGUCAGGGGUACAGCUCAGGGCUAAUAACCCUGAAUGGUAAAAAUUGUUAUGGAAACCAGAAAUGAAGAAUCCUUCUACAUAUAAGUGUGACGGUAUUCCUGAGUCUUCACCCAGGACUUGUAUGACUGACAACAGGGAAAACCGAGAGUAAGUCAUUGACACGAUGAAGGAAACCCAGAACACCACCAGAGAUGGAGGACCUUCAUUGCUGCCCUGUAAGCCAGCGGUGUAACAGGCAGUAAGUAAGUUGUGUCCUAGAUGAGUGGGAACUGACCUUCAACUUGGUAUUGUUACUGCCCAAUUACUGUCUCCUGCUGGUUUUGGUGACUCUGGUGGACAUAAAUGCACAUUGUGAACAAAUCUCUAACUUCAUAGCCCUAAUAUGCCCCUAACUCAGCACCUGAUUGUACCUGUGUACAUUGUAAUAAUAUUUUCUUUCUUCCUAGUGAGAUGGCUGCGCCCCUGCUCCUGGUGCUUUGCAGUUUGAUUUGCUGGCUGUCACUCUAUGUCUUCUUCUGUCAGCUAAACCGCUAUCACAGCUACGAGUGGAACUGUCGCUUGGUAACUCUUGUUCACGGCAUUCUCAUUGUCUGCCUCUCUGGAUACGUUGGAUUUAUAGAUGGGCCUUGGCCCUUUAAUCAUCCAGGGUCUCCAAACACACAGCUCCAGACUCGGGUGCUGUGCCUGUCGCUGGGCUAUUUUAUAUUUGACAUGUGCUGGUGCAUCUAUUUCCAAACAGAAGGUCUGGUGAUGUUGUCUCACCACAGCCUCAGUAUUCUGGGCAUCAUCAUGGUGUUAGCUUUGGAGCACUCAGCUACGGAGGUCAACGCAGUCAUCUUCGGUAGUGAAAUUACCAAUCCGUUCCUCCAGACCCGCUGGUUUCUCAGAGAAGCUGGAUAUUACCACACCUUGCUGGGAGAUGCUGUGGACUUCCUUUUUAUUAUGCUGUUUUGCAGUGUGCGGAUUGGGGUGGGAGCCAGGCUGUUGUACUGUGAGCUAUCUUCCCCUGUGCCCCUCCCAAUUGUGAAGCUGGGAGGAGUUGCUAUGUACAUGGUGUCCUGGGUCUUCAUGGUGAAUAUUGCCAGAUUUGCCUGGAGGAAGAGUAGUCACAAGUACAAGGCGUGGAGAGAGCGGAGCCAACUCAGUUUACACCCACAGAUCAACGGACUCACAAAGAAAGCUUACUAGCUUGAGGAAGUGAUGUUAAUUGAACUCCAUCCUUGUCCAUCCUGGUUCCUUACUUUAUUUACAGUACAAUUUUCGAAUGCCCUUGGCGGGUGUAUUAUGUUCUCAGCAAGAAAUGUGUUGUAGGUCACUGCCGACCUGAAACUGCCUCUGAACUCAGGUACCUCCAGAAUUCUCAGUAGUGUCUCACUGUCUUUGUGUCAAUUAUAAUGCCUACCUUCUGCUCAGCUCUGAUUUUUUUUUAUUGGCUAUAGUGGUGGCAUGUGUGGAUCAUAAAAUCUUUGGUUGCAUGGUAACUGGUGUCCUAGAAUUCUGUUCUUCUGCUCCUCAGCUUGGGUGCAGUCCUACAAUGAUGGUGACCUUAGCAGAGUGCCAAUAAUCAUAUCCAGACCUAGACAAUGAAUAAGCACAAGGGAUUCUGCAAAUGCUGGAAGUCUUGAGGAGCACACACAAAAUGCUGGAGGAACUCAACAGGUCAGACAGUAUCGAUGGAGGGGAAUAAACAGUCAAUGUUUCAGGCCAAGAACCUUCAUUAGGACUCCUUCCACUAGGGAGACAACAACCAGAUGUCAUUUCAGUUUUUGUAGGCUAGAGCUUGCAAUAAUCUUAGAUUUCCUGUCCUUUUUGCUAUUGCCUCAUCUAUUGUUUAUCCCUAUAGAUUGCAUAAUUUUCAAUGACUUCUGUAGAUCUUCAAGUAAACUUCUGAUCCAAAGAAAUCCUGCCCUUCGUGGUACUAUCAUAAUGAAUUACAGAAUAACGUGGAGUCUAUUUUGCACCUUGAGAGAAAGGCAAGGACUGUUGAGCUCUUGAGCCUUCUGCACUGAAACAAUAGGAGAGUCCUUCAGUCUAUUUCACUGUAACAAGUAAGCCAUUCAGCCCAUUGCUGCUAUGAAAAUGGAGAAUAGGCCAUUCCACCACACAAGUCUCUUGGAGAGGCACAAGUGGAGUUAGUUCACUUCCCUAAGCCUAUAAAAGAACAGUCCCUCGUGUACCGUAAAGAAGCACAUGCAGAGCUUUCAGCUCUGCACACUGUUGCGAGCUGAACAUUAAUUGUUCAUCCCACACCUCAGGUAUUAGAAAGAGGCUUUUCUACCUUCGGAUUUAUGCAGUAGUUCUCAUAUUCUUUAAAUGAAAUUCUAAAGUUGUUCAGUUUACACAACAUUAACUAAUCCAAUCUGGGACAAGUUCAUCAUCACAUCCUUGUUUUGUACUUGCUGCCUUGUAUAUAAAGAUCACAAUCUCUUUUCCCCUCUAAUCUCACAUUUUUCAAUCCUCAGUUCCACUUCGUAGGUUAUAUAUUUGCUCCACUUGGUCACCCUUUUCUUCUUUACUUCUAAGAAGGUUUAUUUCUGAUUUUCAAUUUCCUCACUUGCAGACCCCAGUCAGUUUAGAUUGGUAACAACAUUUCCUCCACAAUCUCUAUCAGCACAGGAUCAACAUAGGGAUGUGUACUUAAGAAUCCUGCUCUACUCUACACUUAUGACUGUGUGGAUAAGCACAGCUCCAAUAUCAAAUUCAAGUUUGCUGAUGACACCACUGUUAUAGGCUGAAUCAAAAGUGGUGAAGAAUCACCAUAUAAGAGGGAGAUUGAAAAUCUGGCUGAGUGGUGCCAUACAAUAACUUGUUACUCAAUAUCAGCAAGACCAAGGAGCUAAUUAUUGACUUCAGGAGGAGGAAACCAGAGGUCCACGAGCCAGUCCUCAUCAGAGGAUCAAAGGAGGAGAGGGUCAGCAACUUUAAAUUCCUAGCUGUUACCAUUUUGGAAGACUUGUCCUGGGCCCAGCACGGAAGUGCAAUUACGAAGAAAGCACAGCAGCACCUCUAAUUCCUUGGGAGUUUGCAAAAAUUCAGCAUGACAUCUAAAACUUUGACAAACUUCUAUAGAUGUGUGGAGGAGAGUAUAUUGACUGGCUGCAUUACAGCCUGGUAUGAAAACACAAAUGAAUAGAAAAUCCUACAAAAAGUAGGAUACUGCCCUGUCCAUUCCUCCCCACCAUUGAGCACAUCUUCACGAAGCGAUACCACAGGAAAGCAGCAUCCAUCAUCAGGGACCCUCACCACCUAGGACGUGCUCUCCUCUCGCUGCAGCCAUCAGGAAGAAUGUACAGGAGCCUCAGGACUCAUACCACCAGGUUCAGGAACAGUUAUUAUCCCUCAGUCAUCAGGCUCUUGAACCAACUGGGAUAUCUUUACUCAACUUCACUUGAAAUGUUCCCACAAUCUAUGGACUCACUUUCAAGGACUCUUCAUCUCAUGUUCUCAAUACUUAUUGCUUAUUUAUUUAUUAUUAUUAGUAUUUCUUUCUUUUUGUUUUUGCACACUAGUUGAAUGCCCAAUUUGGUGAGAUCUUUCAUUGAUUCUAUGUUAUUAUUCUAUUAUGGAUUUAUUUAAUAUGCCUGCAAGAAAAUGAAUCUUAGUGUUGUGUAUGGUGACAUAUAUGUAUUUUGAUAAUAAAUUUACUUUUCCUCAAAUAUCUCACUUCACAUUUAACCCAUAGUGAAAUGUAUUUGCUUCUUUUCUAACUGUAAUCUGCAUUUUCCAUUCUGUUUAAGUUCAAGUUUAUUGUCAUUCAACCAUGCACAUGCAUACCACACAAUGCGGUAGACAUUAUUCACAUACAUAACACAUAAAGUAAUAUUACCACAAAUAAAUUAACAAUUAAUAAGGUGCAUAUACAAUACAAGUUAAAAAGAAAACAUUUUAAUGCUACUGGUGCUUCAUAUGUAAUGAGAUCUGGACGGUGGCAGGGAGUUCAGUAGCCAUACAGCCUGCGGGAAGAAGCUGUUUCCCCUACCAAUAGUUCUUGACCUAAUGCUACAGUACCUUUUGCUUGAUGGCAGGGAGUCAAAAAGAUUGUUGGAUGGAUGGGUGGGAUCAUUGACAAAGUUAUGGGUCCUGCAUUUGCACGGGUGGAAGAGAAACCACAAUGAUCUUCUCAGCAGUCCUCACAAUCCUCUGCAGGGACUUGCAGUCAGGUGCCUUGCAAUUCCCGUGCCAGAUGUUGAUGCAGUUGGUUAGGACACUCUCAAUGGUGCUCCUGCAAAAAUUGGUUAAAAUGGGGUAGGGGGAGGAGGGAGCUUCACUUAUAAUCUCCUCCGGAAGUGGAGGCACCACUGUGCUUUCUUGACUAAAGAGGUGGUGUUGAGGCACCAGGUGAGAUUGUCUGUUAUGUGCAUUCCCAUAAACUUGGUGCUUUUAACUCUCUCCACGGAGGAGCCACAUUUGUGCAAUGAGGAGUGAUCAGCCUGCACCUUCCUAAAGUCCACAAUCAUCUCUUUGGUCUUGUCCAUGUUGAGACUCAAGUUGUUGUGCUCACACUGUUAUACCAGCCGCUUGUACCUCUUCUCUGUAUGCUGUCUUAUCGUCGUUGUUGAUGAGGUCAAUCACUGUUGUGUCAUUAGCAAACUUGAUGAUUCAGUUUGAACUGGAUCUAGUGGUGCAGUAGUGCAUUAGUAGUGUGAACAGCUGUGGGCUGAGCAUGCAGCCCUGGGGAGUGCCGGUGUUUGGUGUGAUGGAGCUUGAAAUAAGCGAGAAAAUUUGCAGAUGCUGGAAAUCCAAGCAACACAUAAAAUGCUGGAGGAACUCAGCAGUCUGGGCAGCAUCUAUGGAAAAGAGAUGUCGAUGUUUUGGGCCAAAGGGUCUCAGCCUGAAACAUUGACUGUACUCUUUUCAAUAAAUGCUGCCUGGCCUGCUGAGUUCCUCCAGCAUUUUGUUUGUGUUGAUGGAGCUAGAGAUGUUUCUGCCAACACAGACUGACUGUGGCCUUUCUGUCAAGAAGUCCAGGAUCCUGUUACAGAUGGAGGUGUUGAGAGACCCAACAAGGACAGUUUACCCACCAGCUUCUGAGAGGUGAUUGUAUUAAGCUGAAGUUAAUAAACAGCAGCCUGGCAUAUGAGGCACAAUUUUUGUAGGUGGGACAGGAUGGAGUGAAGUGCAGAGACUAUGGUGUCAUCAGUGGAGUGAUAAUCUAGGAAGAUGGGAUUUAAUGCGAUCCAUAACCAGUCACUCAAAGCACUUCAUUAUUGUUGAGGUUAGUGCCAUUUGUUGGAAGUCACUGAGGCAGGUUACUGUUGCUCUCUUGGGCACCAGGAUGAUGGGGCCACCUUAAAGCCUGAGGGAACAGUGAACUGUUCCAGAGAGAUGUUGAAGAUGUCUGUUAGAACCUCAGUUAACUGGGCUACACAGUCUCUCAAGCAUCCGGCCAGGUUAUCAGGUCCCAGAGCUUUAUGUCGGUUGACCCUGGCUAGAGUUUUCCUCACAUGAGCUGUUGUGGUGUUCACAACUACUGAUGAUUUCCUUUUGAUACAAACAAGUGACCAGGAGAGAUUUCUUCACUAACCUAAAGGCACAGCACCAGACUUGACUCUUUCUGAAGCAUCCAUUUUCUCUGAUUGCCUUCUAUCCUUAAGGCAAUUUGCUCCAUCUGUGCUGGGAAUUACACAUAAAGAAUCUUUGUAAAGUAAUUUAUUUAUAACUACUCCAGAUUUUUGUAAGUGUAAAAGAAAUUUCCUUUUUCUAAAUCUGAGUUAUUUCCUCAGAGAUUAAUAAAAAUUUCUAUCCUCUGAGUAUCCAUGAUGUGCUCAGAAAUUUGCUGACUGUCUGACAUAGUUAUGCUGUUUGCACUGUUGGUGCAGUACACACUGUAAACAACAGGAGUUGACUGCAAAGCUGGCAGUGCAUUUUAAGUUGGCUUCCAGUAGGUGGCAACACGUGCCCAGUUCUUUCCCUCCAAUCUGCAGUCUCGCUUCAUUGGGAGCCAGUGUAAACCCAGCAGUUUGGAGGUCACUUUCAUGUCCGAGGACAGUUCAGCUUUAUCUGUCACAUAUACAUCGAAACAUACAGUGAAAUGCAUCAUUUUGUGUCAACAGCCAACACAGUCUGAGGAUUGUGCUGGGGGCAGCCCAAUGUCACCAUGUUUCCAGUGCCAAAAUAACAUGCCCGCAACACAACAAUACAUCUUUGGAAUAUGGGAGGAAACUGGAGCACUCAGAGGAAACUCACGCGGUCAUGGGGAGAAUGCACAAGCUCCUUACAGAUGGCAGCGGGAACCCCAAUUGGUGAUUGUUGGCGCUGUAUCGCAAUGUGCUAACCACUAUGCUACCAUGCUGGUAUAGAAACAUUGAUAACACAGAGAAUUUUGCAGUUUUUUGAUGCCACAUUAAAUGCUAUAGAAGGUUAACAUAUUGCUAAGUAACAACAAAUAAUUUAAAAUUAAGUAAUUCAACAAUGAAAAAUGAUUUUUGCUCAGAUCCAGGUUGGGUUCUAGUGCUAUUUGCAUUUGGGAGUAUGGUGAAAGACAGUCAAAUUUGGAGCUUGGAGCUCUGUGUAAAAUGAAGGGCUUAAGUUGGAGCUCUAUAGGGUGAGAGGCUCAGAAUGAAGCUUUCUAUCGUGCAAGUGUCACCCAGUGGACAUCAGCAUAGAGAACAGCGUCACAGAAAGAAGGAUGUCUCUUUAAUACAGAGAAGAGAAGAAAUUUCUUUACAUAGUGGAAUUCAUUACCACAGACAGCUGUGGAGGCCAAGUCAAUGGGUAUAUUUAAAGAAAAUGUAGAUAACUUUUUGAUUAGUAAGGGUAUCAAAUGAUAUGGGGUGAAGGCAGGAAAAUGGGGUUGGGAAGGAAAAUAAAUCAGCCAUGAAGGAAUGACAGAGCAGACUUAAUGGGCUCAAUGGCCUUAUUCUGCUCCUAUCUCUUAUGGUUCAUAGGUUGAGGGUCUCAAGGUGCAGCACUGCAUAGGCCAGGGUGGGGUGGGUUCAGUAAAUGCAAGUGUAUUGAAUAGCUAAAGCAAAGGGAGGAACGGGGUUGCUUCUGAUCACCAGACAUGGAAGAACAAGGAUGUAAGAGGAGAGCAGUAAAAUCGUUAUCAUGCAUUACCACAGCUGAUGGCUGAGAGCAGGAAAAUAUUUGAGAUAAAUCUUAAGGAGGACUGAGAUAAAGCAGGGAAAUGGCUUUUACUGAAAUGGUAUUCUUGCAUCAGCAUGAGUGUGAUGGUUAGAUGGUCUUCUCUAAUCGCAUUGACUGAUGUGUCCUCAAGCUGAACUGCAGCAGAAAUUACACACAAUAUAGAAACAGGCCACUGGCUCUGCCAGUUCAUGUUUACACUCCUUCUGAGCAAAUGUUAUGAACCAUUUAUCUUUUCAAUGCCCUUUCCUCUAUCUACUCUAAUUAAUCCUCCUUGAUAGACUCUGUAAUUGAGUCUGCCUCAUCAAAAGCCCAAGGAGUAAAUUCUAGCCCCACAAAACAUUGUGAAGAUAUUUAGCCUGUCCUAUAUUCUGCUGCUCUCGUAUCUAAUCUACCAUCUUGGGCUCCUCAAUUUUAAACCAAUUUCUGCUGAAAAUAGCCUGUAUAUACAAUAUAAAUGCUUGAACUUUUUUGCUCUUGCCCCACUUCCCCUUCCUCUUCCAUACCAACGUUCCUCACUCUUUCCCCAUCUGUCUCAGUCCCCCUUUCUGUUCCUGUUCCUCUCAUUUAUCACACUCGAAUAUUCCACCUUCCCCAAUUCCUUUCUUCAUCCCUCUGUUUUUCUUCACAGACCUCUCCCCAUUUUCUUCACACCAUGCCCCCUUCCCCCUAUCCUGUUGACCCCUCACUACUCUCCCAUUUCCCUCUACCUAUGUAGCCUUUUUUUAUUUCCUACAUUCCUGUAUGUAUCCUUUCCACUCACUUUUAUACACUUCAGUAAUUCUAAGUUCAAAGUACAUUUAGUAUAUGUCACCAUAUACUCCCCUGAGAUUCAUUUUCUUGUGGGCAUUCACUGUAGAUACAAAGAAACACAAUUGAAUCAAUGAAAGCUAUACACAAAGACAGACAACCAAUGUGCAAAAGAAGAUCAACUGUGGAAAAAAACCUCAAAUAAUAAUAAUAAAAAAUAAUAAUAUUAAGAACAUGAGUUAUAGAGUCCUUGAAAGUGAAAUCAGUUCAGUACUGUGGUAAGUAAAAUAAUCCAUGAUGGUUCAGGAGCCUGAUGGUGGCACAGCUGCAUAAUAAAAGCAAUGUAAUAUUUUGGAAAUAUUGGCGUCUAACAGAGUGUGCAGAUGAAAGUUCAGCCAAAGUCUGGUUUGAACUGAAUGUCAAGACUCCAGUUUCCUGAGAGUAGCAGAAUCUGGUCCUCAUGGGGUCACUCUUUAUCUUCACUCAGUCAUGGAUUCUGCAAAGUUCACUCAUUAACACUGCAAAGUUCAAACUCAAAUCUCUCUUUUGGAGAAUAUCUCCAGAACCCUAGAUGGUGCAAGGGAAUGGUCCAUUAAUCUAUUGCGACAUAAAUGGAGUGUUCUGUUAAAAAAAAUAAAAGAACCCUGCGGUGAAACUCAGUGGAAGUCAGUGGGAGGAGCAUUUGGAAGCAAUAAAUAUAUUGUAAACCCCAUUGAAAGUCUGCUUCAUCAUUUACUAUCUUAUGCCUGACAGAUACUUCUGCUGUUAUGGUUAUACAAAACAUAAUCCUAAGAAACACACAAUUCAGUUAACACACAAAAUGCUGGAGGAACUCAGCAGGCCAGGCAGCAUCUAUGGAAAAGAUUAUAAUUGAUGUUUCUCAGCCUGAAACGUCAACUGUACUUUUUUCCCUCGAUGCUGCCUGACCUGCUGAGAUCCUCCAGCAUUUUGUCUGUGUUGAUUGGAUUUCCAGCAUCUGCAGAUUUUAUUUUGUUUGUAACAAUCCUGAUGCAAGGAUCUGACACAAACUGUUCACAAUUCCUUCUCCCCAUUCCUCCCCCCCCCCCCACCCCAGAGAUGCUGGUUAACCCACUGAGUUCUUCCAGCAGAUUAUUUAUUGGUCCAGAUUCCAGUAUCUGCAGUCUCUUGUGUUACCAUAAUCAAUUUGUCCUUAUGAAAUCUAAGGACUGUUAAGGAUUGCAUAUUCCUUACCUGUUGUUUUCUGGUUUAAAGGAUAGAAAGAGCUGAAAGUUUCAUUAAUUUUCUUGCAAUUCUCUUGAAUGAAAGCCUCUUUAUACAAAUACAUCAGGGUACCAGAGCCCUUGUGGGGGUUGAACAUAUGGGAUCUCAUACCUUAGUACACCUGGAGUCUCAACCAUAAGGGUCUUCACCAUAACAUUUUGGGUUGGAGCCUUCAGAACUCUGAAGAUUUCAGGUAUGUUGGGUAUCAGUCACUAGUUAAUCAA